Messenger RNA from Ipomoea nil (Japanese morning glory), 675 nucleotides. Its product is annotated as NADH dehydrogenase [ubiquinone] 1 alpha subcomplex subunit 8-B-like. The transcript is spliced from 2 exons. Bases 136 to 453 code for a protein of 105 amino acids. Gene Ontology annotation, biological process: mitochondrial electron transport, NADH to ubiquinone. NCBI's taxonomy places the organism in Eukaryota, Viridiplantae, Streptophyta, Magnoliopsida, Solanales, Convolvulaceae. The record is from RefSeq and is a predicted model, not a curated record.
CUUCAAGCUGUAAAGUCCAUUUGACAGAGUUUCACUGUGUAUCAGUAUGCGAUCUUCUGGGGAGCGACCAACGGGGCAGUGAUUGUUCUAAGCGGUUUCGAUUGCAGAGAAAGAGGAGAAGAGGGCGAUUGGAGAAUGGCGAGCACGGUGGAUGCCGGAGGAAUUCCGAUCCCUACAUCGUCGGUGCUGAUGGCGGCGUCGAAACACAUCGAAACUCGGUGCCGGAGCGAGAAUGUGGCGUUCCUCAAGUGUAAGAAAGACGAUCCUAACCCCGAGAAAUGCCUCGACAAAGGCCACCAAGUUACACGUUGUGUUCUCGGCCUGCUCAAAGAUCUUCAUCAAAGGUGCACCAAAGAAAUGGAUGCUUAUGCAGGGUGCAUGCACUACCACACAAAUGAAUUUGAGUUUUGCCGCAAAGAGCAAAAGGAAUUUGAAAAGACAUGUUCUUUCUGAUUUCAUGGCAAAUAAUCUUCCUAAUCAUAUGAUCACAAUAAUCUCGACAAGUUUGUAACAAGUCGAUGCAUCUUGAUUAAACACAUUUCAAGUGAUUUUAUAUCUUUGUAUUGCAUAUGUAAGACAUUGAUCCUGGUAAAAUUCCUUCCAUUGAACCUGCCUUUGCAGCAUAAAAAUGUUCACUUGUUUUGAGUAUAAUAUGACCAGAUAUUUUCAUCAUGC